Molecule: messenger RNA, 6722 nt
Organism: Ictidomys tridecemlineatus (thirteen-lined ground squirrel)
Lineage: Eukaryota; Metazoa; Chordata; Mammalia; Rodentia; Sciuridae
Gene: Grid2
Product: glutamate ionotropic receptor delta type subunit 2
Biological process (GO): monoatomic ion transport
Cellular component (GO): membrane
Molecular function (GO): ligand-gated monoatomic ion channel activity; signaling receptor activity
Source: RefSeq, a predicted model, not a curated record
CGGCGUGAGGGGGGGGGGCGGUGUUGGAAGUUGCGGCGGAGCUGGGACCGGAGACCCGCGGCCCCCGCGCAGCGAUGGGGAUGGUCUGAGCUCCAGCCUCUCCCCCUGCCCGAGAGCAGCCGAGGCUGGAUACAUUUUUAAAAAGCCAAACUGCAAACAACUCUGGCGAUGCCAAAAUUCCCCUCCAAGUGACACGGCUUUGCGAAGGAGGUUUCCUCAGGCUGGGCUCUUUCUCUCAUUUCCCUCUGCCUUCCUCAGCGACGAUAAAAGGCUUCUCUCUGGCAAUAGGAAUUUAGAAAAAAAAAGAAAAAAGAAAAACCUGCGCUAAACUCGAUCGUGACCUCAAACUCUUUGGACUGUUUUUAUUUUUUUUUUUAAAAAAGAAAUAUAUAUAUAUAUAUAUUGGAAGACAAUCCAUCCUCACAGAAAUCGGCAUAGGAGGAGAUGGAAGUUUUCCCCUUGCUCUUGGUUUUGUCCGUCUGUUGGUCUCGAACCUGGGACUCGGCGAAUGCGGAUUCGAUCAUUCACAUCGGAGCAAUUUUUGAUGAAUCUGCCAAAAAGGAUGAUGAGGUGUUUCGCACAGCAGUUGGUGACCUAAACCAGAAUGAGGAAAUCUUACAGACUGAGAAAAUCACAUUUUCAGUGACAUUUGUUGAUGGCAACAACCCUUUUCAAGCAGUUCAAGAAGCCUGUGAACUUAUGAAUCAAGGCAUCUUGGCCCUGGUCAGCUCCAUUGGCUGCACGUCAGCAGGGUCCCUCCAGUCUUUGGCAGAUGCCAUGCACAUUCCCCACCUAUUCAUUCAGCGCUCAACAGCUGGGACCCCAAGAAGUGGCUGUGGCCUCACCAGGAGCAACAGGAAUGAUGAUUAUACUCUCUCGGUUCGUCCACCUGUCUACUUGAAUGAGGUUAUCCUAAGAGUGGUCACAGAGUAUGCCUGGCAGAAAUUCAUUAUAUUCUAUGACAGUGAAUAUGAUAUCCGUGGAAUACAAGAGUUUUUGGACAAAGUGUCUCAGCAAGGAAUGGACGUUGCACUUCAAAAGGUAGAAAACAACAUCAAUAAAAUGAUCACCACUCUCUUUGAUACCAUGAGGAUAGAGGAAUUGAAUCGCUAUCGAGACACUCUUAGGAGAGCCAUCCUUGUUAUGAAUCCUGCCACAGCCAAGUCCUUCAUUAGUGAGGUUGUGGAAACGAAUUUGGUUGCUUUUGACUGUCACUGGAUCAUUAUAAAUGAGGAAAUAAACGAUGUUGAUGUACAGGAACUUGUAAGAAGGUCAAUUGGAAGGCUAACGAUUAUUCGGCAGACAUUUCCAGUCCCCCAGAAUAUAAGUCAGCGAUGUUUCCGUGGCAACCAUCGAAUAUCUUCAACAUUGUGUGAUCCAAAGGAUCCAUUUGCUCAGAAUAUGGAGAUUUCAAACCUUUACAUAUAUGACACAGUGCUUCUGCUUGCUAAUGCUUUUCAUAAGAAGCUGGAGGACCGAAAGUGGCACAGCAUGGCCAGUUUGUCAUGUAUCAGGAAGAAUUCAAAGCCCUGGCAGGGUGGGCGUUCCAUGCUAGAGACCAUCAAGAAGGGUGGAGUGAGUGGUUUGACUGGAGAGCUAGAAUUUGGAGAAAAUGGAGGUAAUCCCAAUGUCCAUUUUGAAAUUCUUGGAACCAAUUACGGAGAAGAGCUUGGCAGAGGUGUUCGAAAACUUGGGUGCUGGAAUCCUGUCACAGGUCUAAAUGGGUCACUGACUGACAAGAAACUGGAGAAUAACAUGCGUGGAGUGGUUCUACGUGUGGUAACUGUUCUGGAAGAGCCUUUUGUAAUGGUCUCUGAAAAUGUCUUGGGUAAGCCGAAGAAAUACCAGGGCUUUUCCAUUGAUGUUUUGGAUGCCUUAUCUAACUACCUGGGUUUUAACUAUGAAAUUUAUGUUGCACCGGAUCAUAAGUAUGGAAGCCCACAAGAAGAUGGGACAUGGAAUGGCUUAGUAGGAGAGCUGGUCUUUAAGAGAGCUGACAUAGGGAUUUCUGCUUUAACCAUCACCCCAGACCGUGAGAAUGUGGUGGACUUCACAACACGGUACAUGGACUACUCGGUGGGGGUUCUACUCCGAAGGGCUGAAAAGACUGUGGAUAUGUUUGCCUGUCUGGCUCCGUUUGAUCUCUCUCUAUGGGCCUGCAUUGCUGGAACAGUCCUUCUGGUGGGUCUACUGGUCUACCUCUUGAACUGGCUUAAUCCUCCACGGUUACAAAUGGGAUCAAUGGCAUCUACUACACUCUACAACUCCAUGUGGUUUGUGUAUGGAUCCUUUGUACAGCAAGGUGGGGAGGUUCCAUAUACAACCCUGGCUACCCGAAUGAUGAUGGGGGCUUGGUGGCUAUUUGCUUUGAUUGUCAUCUCAUCAUACACAGCAAACCUUGCUGCUUUCCUUACUAUCACCCGCAUUGAAAGCUCCAUCCAGUCUCUUCAGGACCUUUCCAAGCAAACAGACAUCCCUUAUGGCACAGUCCUGGACUCUGCAGUAUAUGAGCAUGUCCGCAUGAAGGGAUUGAAUCCUUUUGAGAGGGACAGCAUGUACUCCCAAAUGUGGCGUAUGAUCAACCGAAGCAAUGGAUCAGAGAACAAUGUCCUGGAGUCCCAAGCAGGCAUUCAAAAGGUAAAAUAUGGAAAUUAUGCUUUUGUAUGGGAUGCAGCUGUAUUGGAAUAUGUGGCUAUCAAUGAUCCAGACUGUUCAUUUUACACCAUUGGGAAUACCGUUGCUGAUCGGGGAUAUGGAAUUGCAUUGCAACAUGGCAGUCCUUACCGAGAUGUCUUUUCACAAAGGAUCCUGGAACUUCAGCAGAGUGGCGACAUGGACAUCUUGAAGCACAAAUGGUGGCCUAAGAAUGGCCAGUGUGACCUGUACUCCUCAGUGGACACAAAGCAGAAAGGAGGCGCCCUGGACAUAAAGAGCUUCGCGGGGGUCUUCUGCAUCCUGGCUGCGGGGAUCGUCCUGUCCUGCUUCAUAGCCAUGCUGGAGACCUGGUGGAGCAAGAGGAAAGGCUCCCGGGUCCCGUCCAAAGAGGCUUCAUCCCUGCAGAAUGAAACGACAAUAUCUGAAAGAAGGAAUGCUUGGCCCCUAAAGCCAUGUUUGAAACUUGGCAGCAAUACCUGGAGAAGCCAAGCCUCUAGCCAUGGCUUGCACCAAUCGGCACAACGAGGAGGACCUCUGGAUGAUCCAUAACCUCCGCAAGCACCAGAGCUGCUGAGCUCUUUCCCACCUUUGACUUCAGGACCCAUUAGAUCCUGAGUACCCCCAACUGGUGAGCUGAUACACGAUCUCCUAAAUUAAAAACUCUUCUUCAGCUCAAGGGAGCUGGACUCACCAGGUGGUGACACCCAGAAAUCCUUGUUCCAAUUCACUCAGAAGAGUACAGUGGGACUGGACUGCUGCUUUCAGAAAUAGGUCAUGGGUCUUGCCUUAGCCAGCCCAUUAGCCUGAGAGGGAUACUGUGCAGCAGACUUUUGGCCUGUGCAUCCUGUUCCAGAAAACUCACACUGAAGUCCAAGUUGGCACCACGGUAGUUCUGUCCUCAGCUUCUACCUGUUCAAGAUUCGCCACAAUCUCAAAGUCUGGGUCUUGGGGCUUCUGAUGGCUUAAGGAUCCAGGGAAUGUGGAGGACCAAGGAGAAUGUGCCUUGGUAGAACUUAAUCAGAAAAAGAGAGGCCUCUUUCAAUGCUUGUGGAAUCUGUGAUUGUGUUUAGUCAUUUUUGGAGAUUUUUGUCACAGAGUUCUCUAUAUUACUAAAACAAUAUUAUCUUCAUAUUUGUCAAAAUGGUCCACCUCCCUCCAUGCCGAGAGACAUUGCCUUCCCCCCCCAGUGCUCACCAAACACGUACAUAGUGCAUGGAUUCUUGGCUAAUGUGGAACCUUCAGUUUGAACCCACACCUAGCCGAUUUGUCACUGUACACAAGAUCAUUUGGAUGAUGUUAUUACACCCUGGAACUGCAGUGCCUGUGUAUCCUACCCACCACCAAGAUAACUGAGUCUUCCCUAUGCCCACUCCCACAUUCACCUGAAUAGUUGUUCCCUACAAAUAAUCGCUUACCAGUAAAAUAGGGAAGCAUCACAUGGAACAUCCAAAUCUCUCGUGAACUCCAAUUUUUAUUGAAGACCUACUAUGUGCCCAGAACUGUAUUAAAUUCUGGAAAUAUAAUGAAGAAGUCGCAGUCCUCGCCCUAAGAGGUUUACAUUCCAAGGCGCGCAAGUCAAAUGAUUCAACCAUCUAAUGAGUGCGGUGUGAUGUCGGCCAUGGGAAUUCCCUCCUCUCUGCUCCUCGACCACCCAGGGAGCCUGAGCAGACUCACAAAUGAUCUUCUAAUAUGCCAAAGCAACCCACAAGAUUAAAGCCAACAAGCAACAGUCCCUGGCAGAGCCCCUGCCAGUGGUGAUCCAAUGGAUUCUGUGUUACUUCUAAACCUCCUGGCUUUUAAACUAGUUAAAUGUUCACUUCCAAGCGCCUUCCCCGAUUUGUCAUCAAACUGGUAACCUUCACAUUGUAGCUCCUGGGCAAAAAUCAGGCUGUGAAGCCAGAAGACAGGACUUUGAGUUUGGGUCCUGGCACUUCUUACAUUUAUGGGCAAAUCACUGAAACUCUCUGGUCUUGGGUGUCUGUCUUUGCAAAAUGAAAAUUUAAAACAUUAUAUAUUGAACCUACCUCACAGGGUUGUUGUGAGAAUCAAGUGGAAAUGUAUGUGAGAGCACUUUGUAAACUGUCAUUUUUAGUCACCCCAUCUUCCACUGUCCUUCAUUCUCCCUCUCAAAUUCAAUAGGAUAAUUUGCCAGAAGGAGACUUACCCACCCUCACCCCGUGUAAGAAGACCAAGUGCAUGCUCUCUUGGCUCUCUGACUUCAGUACAGGGAUUCUGAGGCCUCACAGAAUGACAAGGACAUGAUAAGAGGACCAAAGCUGGGGCCAUACUGCCAUACAGACAUUGUACCAUUCAUGGACCAAGUGACUAGACUUGGACUCCAGCCAGCCUUCUUCAUAGUAGAUUGUCCCCAAGUCCUAUCAUAGCAAACUCAUUCUUGGCCCCAGAGAACUAAUCAGACUGUGAAGAUUUAAGGAGUCACCUGGGCUCCAGCUGCCAGAGGACUUACCAGUCAUCCCAGUUGAGCACAUGCCCCCAAGAAUAGAGAGAGACUGUCUUUAGGAGUUAGUGACCCAAUUUUAAAAAUGCAAGGUAUCGCUGAGUGCCUAACACCUUAUAGUUGGGCUAGCAAGAGAAAUCCUAGAUAUUCAUUUAAAGCAAGGAUUUGGUGACACGUUUCUUCUUUUAGCAGUUUAUCCCUCAGACCAACCUGGCUCUUGCCAGCCACUCUUAUUUUGAUUUGUCUACUCCUGGUCUGUUCAACAGACCCAUGAUAAGAUGUGCUCCUGGAUUACAAGCAUUAUAUAUGUCCCUCUAAUACACACACACACACACACACACACACACACACACACACGCGCGCGCGCACCAGUGGAACAGGAAAGAAUGCCACUAAUUUUUCUUAUCUACCCACAAGGCCAAGCCCUGACCUGGUUUUCCAUUUGUGAUGGUUCAGUAUGGGCUCUGGGUUGGCUGAACUAAGCUGAGUUCAGUCUGUUUGGCACAGUCCUAUCCAGCCUGGCUGGAAACUCUUAACUCCAUUUCAGUCCUGUGCAGAAGCUUCAGUAGACUGCCAGGGGAGCUAAUGAUACCAGCAGUCCUUUAAGGAAAGCAAAGUCUUUCUUCUUAAAAUCCGCCAGCUUCUCCAAAACUAAGAGCAUAUAUGCCUGGGCCUCUAGGAAUAGCAUAAAAUUUCUACAAAAGUUCUCCCAAGUGAGUAGUGAUGAUUCUGUACUAAAGAUACGAUAGAACUGGCAUCUCAGUAGCUCCCAAAUAAGGUUGUAAGCCUAAAAAAGAAAAUUUCCACUGUAAUCCAUUCCUCAAGUUCCUAGAGCAAAGAAAAAGGAAUAUAGAAAAAAAAAUUUUCAUUCAAUGCUGGUAUCAGUUUACAAAAUAUUUUUACAUGGGAUGGACAAUAAUUUACACUCUCCUCCUGAUGUAACCGAUGUAAGACAGUACUUCAGUGAACUGAGAAAUACCCAGAUCUUUUCCUAAGACUAUAAUAUUAAAAUUUUGUUUUUAAUUCCUAAAAUAAACUUAAACAUGUUUAAACAGUGUCUUCUAUUGUAGUUUACAGUCACCACUUGAUGUGGGAAGGGAGCCAGAGAGACUCAGAGUACCACCACCCAAGGUCAGAGGCACUGAGCCAAAGGAUCCAGCACAGAGCAGGCCCAAGCCAGGAAGGAAAGCUGUUGCUGAAAUGACAGACCACGCAUAUGAAACAGGAUGAUCUCCAGGUCAUGGUGGCUGAGAAAGAAGAAUAGACAGAUCCAAGUUGGGAAACAAAUUAAGAUGUUAGAACAGGUAUUGGGGUGAAUGAGACUGGGCAGGAGAUGGAGUCACCCACCCCCAUAUGACAUUUGUCUUACAGUAGCCUUUCUUGUGACUUGCAAUAUUACAUCCUAGUUACUUUUUGAGAAGUAAAAUCCUCAGUAUUAAUGAUGUUGCUUAACGUAGCCAAUGGAAAAUUUUUAAAAAAAAACCCUUCCUUACCCAUGGAUGUGCUUUUUACUCUCUUGGUUGGUAUAAUUUUUCUUUUUUAGAGAUUUUUAAUUUGUUCAUAAAUCUUUGAUAAAUUAUUUUAUCAAUAAAAUUUUGUCAGUAAAUAA